Messenger RNA from Fonsecaea nubica, 1965 nucleotides. RefSeq lists its product as hypothetical. Bases 1 to 1965 code for a protein of 654 amino acids. NCBI's taxonomy places the organism in Eukaryota, Fungi, Ascomycota, Eurotiomycetes, Chaetothyriales, Herpotrichiellaceae. The transcript has a single exon. The record is from RefSeq and is a predicted model, not a curated record.
AUGGAAGAACGAGAUGCACCCGUCUAUCUCAGGUUAUCGGCAGGAGAGACUGGACGUCGUGGUCAAUCGACGCUACAAGUUCGUCUGGGGGUGUCACGCGAGAGCAGCAUCUUGGUAAACAUUGCACUCACCACCAAUAUCAGACCUUCGUCGCUUGAGGAGGACCCCUUUGUCUCUGUCGUCUCCAGGACCAAAGACUGGCUGCAAUGCUGCCGUAAAGAGCACCAGUGCAGCCUCCUGACUCAAUCUGGCGAGCACCCAAGACGACUGAUUGAGAUUGUGUCCGAAACGACAUUGAGACUGGUCGAUACGUCGGAGUUGCCAGCCGGCAAGAAACUUGACUACGUCGCCUUGAGUUAUUGUUGGGGCCAGGGACAUUCUCGAGGUAGGACCACGCCGUGCAAUCUUGACAAGCGCAAGAUUGGAUUCGAAAUCUCAGAGCUCCCGAAAACUAUACGGGACGCUUUGAGUCUGGUUCGAAGACUCGAACUGAGAUAUAUGUGGGUUGAUCAAGUCUGUAUCUCCCAGAAAAUCCAAAGGGACCAAAACACGAUUCCGCAAGGCGACGAUGAGGGUGAUGGCUUCGAUGAUUGUAAAGGGGAUCACUGUUCAGCUUGCAACCAUGAUGCCGGUGAGGAUUGGGACGCCGAAGCUUCGAGGAUGCAUGUCAUCUACGGCAACGCCGUCUUUACUCUGUGCGCAUGUUCAAGCAAAAGCUCCAGGGAUGGCCUCAUUUGGCCUCGGAAGGCGUGGAUUCACAAAGUUGUUCCUUUCUACUUUGAAGGUCAAUGGCUCGUCAACUACGACAUGAGUCUCAACCAAGUGAGGGCAACCGCACCAUUGUCCAAACGCGCGUGGACUCUCCAAGAGGAGCGACUGUCCCCCAGACUAUUAUACUACUGCAGUCAGAGGGUCUACUGGUCUUGUGUUGAGAAGCAGAGCACAGAGAUCGACAUCCGUAGCGCAGGGAAGCACGAUGGCGGUGGUGCCGCCCCGUUCGAAGACGAGAACGGAUUCGAACAGAUGAGCGUGGCCCAGGUCUUCAUCAACUCUCGCUUUGCAGGGGAACGAGCUCGCUUACACCAGGAAUGGAGUGAUGUUAUCGAGGCUUACUGCCCACGAGAGAUCACCAAAACAACAGACCGAUUUCCGGCCAUUUCUGGUCUGGCAGCACAAUAUCUCUCAACUUAUGUCACUCCAGACCAGGAAUAUCUCGCUGGGCUUUGGCGCGACACAUUUCCCGAGGACCUAGCGUGGUCGGUCGGGACGGCCGCUGACCCGCGGAAAGCCCUCGUUGAUAUUGCGCCCAGCUGGUCUUGGGCAUGCCUUCCUGUCGGGACCUACAUUAGCACCAAGCAGGACUUCAAACGGAGCAAUGGGUUUGAAGUGCUUGGAGUACCUGUCGCUAGAAAGAACCCCAAAGAGCGCGAAGAGAAAGACCGGAAUGUUCUCCAUGCUUGCCAGGAGGGGGCAAAGAGGAAAAGUGUCUCUGUGAGAGGAUACCUGCGACAGAUCAUACACCCAGAGUCAGAUCGCGUUGACUGGUCCGAGAUAACAGCACGCAGUGGGCAGAACAAGUACGAUCUCUCAAAAUACAUUGCUCGCCACGUCCACGCACGAAACCCCGAAGAUGGUCAGAUGGUCAUAUGCGAGCCCAACAGGCAACCGAUUGAAGCACAACUGGACUACUUCCUUCCCCCGGACGGCAGCAUUGAUCGCUCCAAUGCGGAAAUUCAUGUGGCAGCUGGUGUGGAGAGGGACCUGUAUGGUUUGCAAAUAGGUCAAAGGGUAAUGCUCUUGCUCCAGUUCAGGCUCUGCUGCAAGAAACCGCAGGAAACAUACCAAUCAGAUAUUCACACCGGGAGCCCUUCUUGGUCAACUGUCUUCCGACGGGUAGGAAUCUGUCGAAAUGUCCGCGAGACUUUCUUUGAGGGCGCCGAGUUGGUCCAACUUGAGCUCGAAUGA